Trichomycterus rosablanca is the source of this 3673-nucleotide messenger RNA. It is a transcript of the gene depdc1, whose product is annotated as DEP domain containing 1a. The transcript is spliced from 12 exons. NCBI's taxonomy places the organism in Eukaryota, Metazoa, Chordata, Actinopteri, Siluriformes, Trichomycteridae. Bases 67 to 2448 code for a protein of 793 amino acids. Gene Ontology annotation, biological process: intracellular signal transduction. The record is from RefSeq and is a predicted model, not a curated record.
CAGACAGAAGUAAAAUAAAAGUCUAAUUUAAUGAACUGUUAGGGAACAAAUUUCGGGGUCUGUGACAUGAUGGACUCUCACAUUAUCACACCCGGUCCAUACAGAGCCACCAAACUAUGGAAUGAAGUGACCAAACUUUUCCGGGCAGGCAUGCCUCUCAAGAAACAUCGGCAGCAUUUGAAGGCUUAUUCGAACUGUUUUACUGCAGCAGCAGCAGCUGACUGGUUACACGACCUCCUGAGGCACAACAGUAAUUUUGGACCAGAGGUAACCAGGCAACAGACUGUGCAGCUAUUAAAGAAGUUUUUAAAAAAUCACGUCAUUGAGGAUGUUAAAGGGCGCUGGGGCAUGGAGGACUUUGAGGACAACAGUCAGCUGUACAGGUUUCCUCCAGUGUCACCACUAAAGCCCAUUCCAAGUUCUCAGGCUAUGAGGAAAAAGAGUGGGUCUAUUAAAGACAGAGAGAGUUUUUUCAAAUUUAGAAGUUCCAAGAAAUAUGACAAAGAAAUCCAAGAAAAUAUAGCUCCAGCUGUUGAAGAUGCUCCCAUAUCAGAGGAGAGUAUCCACUGUAGAGACAUCACAGAGGAAGAAAUUCAGGAUAUUUGGAAGAAUGUCACAUUAACACAUUUACAGAAGUUGCUGGGUUUGCCAUUUUUGGAAGAUGUGUUGAAUUCAGCUGAAGUCAAUUCUAGCUUCAUUGUAUAUAACAUGACAAAAGUCAACAAGCAUGGAGUUGUUACCUUGGAAGAUAAGACCGAUGAUCUGCCACACUGGGUUUUGUCAGCCAUGAAAUGUCUUGCAAACUGGCCAAAGUUUGACCAGCCAUCUUACCCAGGCUUUGAGAGGGAUGUCUUUAAAUCUGUGUCUGACUACUUCCACAGUCUUCCUGAGCCGAUGCUUACCUUUCAGUAUUACGAGUUGUUUGUUAACGUUCUAGUUUUGUGUGGCUAUGCCACAUCUUCUAGGACCCAGUGUGGAAAGCGUAAGAAUCUGGAGGAGUUGAGCUAUCCACAGCCAGCGAAAGCCCCUCACCUAAACACUGCCAAUGCAUUCAGAUCCACAGAGUGUCUCUUGCUAAGCUUGAUAAGAAGGGAGUCUUUUGAGGAAACUGAUUCACCCAUGAGGGAGGUGUUUUCUUCCAAAGUAUUGACCCAGUUUGGCGCAACAAGAGCACGUUCUAUUGGAGGUCCUCUAAGCAAACUACGACCCAGGAGCUGUUCCCUGGAAAGAAUUCUGGAUGAAUCAAGUGAUUCACUCACACAACAAGUGCUCUUCAGGUCUGCUGAAAGCCUGGCAUCCUGCAGGACUAACAAUUCUGAUGGUUCCUUAUCUCAGACAAGGUCUCCUCCAGAUUUGGUUUCCUGUAACACCUCCCCAGAUUUGGCUGGUCCCACACAAAACACAUCUGAAACCAGUAGCAGCAACAGCUUAAGCUCCCAUCUCUCAUCAGAAUGUUAUCUAACCAAUCAGAGAACUACCAGGGCUCGGCCCAGAAGCAUCGGCAAUUGUCUCGACAUAGUAGAGCACAGGGAAAUUUCUGCCAGCUGUGUUAGUGUAAAUGCUCCAGUAGCAGAAAUUACUAUGAAACCAGACUUGUCCGCCUCCACCAUUAGUCUUAGAGCUCCUGGGUUGGUCCGUUUACAUGGAAGCUGUUUGGAUAUCAGUGCAAAGCCAAGAAUUAGCAGGCGCUGUCAGAGCUCUGUGGAUCUGUGCAAGCCUGGGCUCUCUCGUCCCUCAAUGUCUUCUGUUGCACGCCGUCUGAGUCCUGAACAAAGCUUGUUACAGCCUGCAUUAGAAAGAGUUGCCAUUGAGGCCCUGCAGCUCUGUACACUGCUUCUUCCUCCUGCCUCACGCCGCAAGCUACAGCUUCUCCUGCGAAUGAUUUCACGCAUGAGCCAAAAUGUGGAUAUGCCUCGGCUUCAUGACGCCAUUGGCACACGCACACUGAUGGUGCAAACGUUCUCUCGUUGUGUACUGAGCUGUGAAGAGGAAGUAGAUCUGGAUGAGCUCUUGGCCACCAGGCUGCUUUCUUUCCUGAUGGACCAUCAUCAAGAGGUUCUUCAGGUUCCCAUGUACCUGCGCAAUGCUGUUGAAGACCAUAUCGCCUACCUCAAAUCACAGAAAAAACACCCUAUGAGCUCCGGACUUGUGGUGCCAACAUACUCCUUUUGCAGACAGAUCAGCACUCAGGAGUUUGAAGAACAAAAACUGUCUUUGUCUCAGGCAGCAGUUGCAGAGCUGCUAGAGAGCAUCAUCAAGGACAAAGCAAUGUCAGUCAAGGAAAAGAAGAAGAAACUAAAAUUGUGUCAGAAAGAAUAUCCUGACAUCUACUCGCACAGAUUCCCAACCACAGAGAGCGAGUCACAGCUUUUUGGAGACAAACCAAAGAUCAAACCACCUAUGCUGAUUGGCAUAAAAAAGACUAAAGUCUUUAGUAUUCGAAGCUGAAUACCUCAUUAGAUACGUGCUAUGUGGUCGUGUGUAUUUGUGUGUUAUGUGAUUUCAUGAUGAUUGUUUUGACUGUUUUGGCAUUCACUUCUGUUACUGGUUUGUGUGAAAGCCAGUGAUUACACAGAUUCCUGGGAGUACUUUUAUAUCAGCUUUUAUGUAUUUUGGACAGCUUGUUUGCAACACACAGUGAAACACAAAUGUGCAAUGCAUGGGAUCCACAGCACUGAGAGCAGCACCAUGUACUUGAACUGUUGCCUGGGAUUUAAGUGUUUUAAGGUCAUGCUGUCCAUGUUUUUAUUAAUGUUAUUAUUUUUGUUUUUUAUGUUGGUUAUUUAUUUAAUACAUAUUUGGUGUACAUUCUUGGGAGCUAUAAAACAGCCAAAUGGUUUCCUAAAAACGUAGCAUAAAGCAUAUUAACAUCAGUUUGACUAGUCAGGGAUUUUAAGCCUUCAGUGCUCUUGGGAACUUGAGCCCUCUGGCUUGUAUUUCCAGUUAAAAAUAAGGCUAGGUUGAUUGUAAUCCAAAUGAAGGUUUUUUUUAAUUACAAUAUAAUGCUAUUUUGUGUGGGUCUGUUUUGUUUAUACAUUAUUUGUUCCCUUAUCUUUUUUUUAACCCAAGUAACAUUUUAACUGACAUGGUUCUCAUAAUUUGCUCAGUUAGAGCUUAACUAAUUUCUGCACUAUAUCUUAAGCUUUGUGCCUUAAUUUCUGGAACUUGACACACAGUCUUUAAACUGAUAACUGACUUUAAAGCUUGUUGUAAAUUAAGCCAAACUAAAGAUAAUCCAGUAAAGUUGUAGUUAAUUACUUUUUACAGUAUUUUCUUUUUGUUUAAAAAUUUGAAACAUUUUUGUAGUUUUAAGAGAAGUGUGAACCUCGUUGUUGCCUAUUAUGUACUAGAAGUAAUUUUUUUUGCACAACUCUCAUCUAAAAGCUAUUUGUGUCAUUACAAUGAUUUGAACCCAGCAGUCUAAUAUCUGUUUUAAGUAACAAGUCAUCUUCAGUACAUUAUUAAAACAUAUACAGAGUUUACUUUUAUAUUAUAUCUUGGUAAUGUACUUCUAGGUCAGGUUUCCAAAAACUUAUGACAACAUAGCCGUUUCUUAUGCUGUGGUGCUUUUGGGAAACACCAUCUGUAUAAUUUGGUAACCUUUUGUUGAAGAAUUUCAAUGGUGUUUUUGUGCUAUGCAAUACAGAGCUUGUGAAUAAAACUUUAAGCCCUA